AUGUCAACUCCAUCCCUCGUUGUUGGCCCGACACUUACGUUACGAUUGUGGUCAUUCUAUAGAGCCGAGCAGCAAAAGCGGCUGGACAGGGCCUUCCAUGAAACGUUCCGCGGACGCUUCGAUGAAUUGUUUGAGAAGUCCUUGGGUGUUUACGCGGGAAUAUACGAUAAAAGUAUAUAUUACGGUCGCAUGAUACCCUUCGUUCAAGCUAGCGGAACAGGUAAGACUCGUUUGGCGUGGCAGCUUGGGCUUCGAAUGCCUGCGUUCUGUGUUUGUUUCCGAGAGGGCGAACUACCAACUUCAGGAUGGCCUCCUCGUGACGUCAGCCGAGAGUUCUUCGAUGGGCUCGAUGGGCCGUUCACCUUCCUGGCGGAGGAGAAGGCGGCUGCCUUUCUCGGUGCGCUCGUGGAGGUUUUGCACCACACAGCACCUGCCGUGCACCACACAGCACCUGCCGAUCUGGAGGCCUGGGUCAAAGCCUGGUCUAUCGAGGAUCCAACCGAUCUUGAGAGAUCAAGUCGCCACGGUCACUUUGAGGAGGUGAAAAAACUUACUAGAGAGCGGCUGACUAAGUACAAGGAGGAAUUGUUUGCCUUGAGAUUGAAGCACCACAUCACUGCUGCAGCGGAAGCUGAUAACAACACCAGAGGUGGAAAAUCCGGAACCAGCGUCACCGGCUGGCACGUGGCUUUGUUCACAAGGCUCGCGAAGCCGGCUUUCGAUCUACUCGCGGAAUCGGUGCACCGUCUAAAACAAAAGAGAUUCCUUCUGAGUCUCGACGAGUGUACAGAACUGAACGAUCCCGGCCUACUUGUCGGUCCGAAAGGUCCUCAGCGAGAGAUGUCACUCAUUGCUCUCCAGCGUAUCAUCAAGGCCGCAGACGAAUGCACUUUCCCGCACGAUAUCGAAUUUUGGUAUAUGCUCUUGGACACGAAUUCCUCCGUGUAUGAACUCGCUUCUUCCGGGCCAGAUGCGUCCUCGUUUCGCUUAGCGAGUGCACUUAAACCCUUGCCUGUGUGGUGUUACGUCGAUUUCGACCAAAUGCAUGACGAGUUUACAAACGCGGAGGACGCUCUUCUGAUCUCCUUCCUUGCAGCAUUGGGCCGGCCUUAUUGGUAUACCCUUCGCUACUCUCCAGACCUUGUGCGUGCUGCAAUUAAGAAGCUAAUCUAUAACGACAAAUUCGAUCCAACAAACCGUGAACAUGUGUUCGCCGUCUUCGCAAACAGGAUCGUGCUGGAACUGAAUCAUACGAUGGAGUCCAGCCGCAUCGCUAUAAACGCUGUACGCAGUCACAUGCGCCUCCUGAUCGGUGUCCAUGAUACGUUCAUCACCACCGCCGCGCCUUCGGAACCUAUGCUUGCCGUCGCUGCUGCAGAAGUCCUGAACUUGAACCCGCAGACCUACGCCAGGGCGUUGGACACGCUGAUGCGACGACUCAUCAUGGACGGGGUCGUGACUGAUCGAGGGCGACAAGGUGAAUUAUGCACCAGGCUCUUACUCACCCUCGCGCGCGACAAGGCGACGCUUCCGAAGGGAGGAAAGUUUGUGGAUUCCACUCGGCGCGCUGUCCGCCCGUUGAGACUGUCAGACUUUCUGAAGACCUUGCUUGGCGACGACCUCGGCGUCAAGCAUCAGGAAACGACUGCCAACCCUAAGGAUUUUGUCAAAGACGCAGACAAGCUCUGGAUCAACUUUACUCACUGGGUCCAAACCUCCGAAGAGCUCAGCGUCAUUACUCGCAAGUGGCUUGCUGAGCUGUGGAAGCGGGGUGCCGGCGUACAGUGCACCCAUAUUCAGGCGUUGUUCGAUUCGCUGUUCGUAACAUACAGCGGAGACCUCAACGAGCCUUUCGACGAGAGUUUGCUCGGAUAUGUCAUCGUUCAGAUCAAAGCGAAAACGAAAGCAUCUGCAUAUAGCCUAGUUGCUGGACUGGCAGGCCCUAUCAUUGAACGCACUGACAAAUCAGGCGCGGUUGUGCGAUAUAAACCCGAGAACUACGUCGCACUUUUUAUGGACUUCGCUACCGAGAGCGCAUUCGGACACGCUGGCGGGCCUCGCGUUGCUCUCGAAAUUGGGCAACCUGCGAAACAGACGCACGGCGGCUGGAUAGGAUAUCUGGAAAAAGACAAGGAGCCGAAGCGAUACUGCCUAAACAUUCGGGGGCACGACAACAAGGAGCCGAAGCGAUACUGCCUAAACAUUCGGGGGCACGACAGUUCGGUUUACACCGUGAUCACCCCGGAAUUCAAGGCGCAGUUUGAUCUGCUAUUCGCACACUCGAUUGACACGCGUGGGCCCUUUGAGGAGGCCAAGGACGCCAUGGACUCGGCUAUAAAUCCUAUAUCGUCGAUUCUGCGCAACGACCCUGCAUCGUUGAAGGCCGAGAAGAAAGCGGCGAAGGCAGCGGAGAAGGCGAAAGAGAAAGAGGAGGAGGUGGAGGAGGAGGAGGUGGAGGAGGAGGAGGCGGGAGGAUCGAGCAGUAAGUGA
Laetiporus sulphureus 93-53 is the source of this 2490-nucleotide messenger RNA. RefSeq lists its product as uncharacterized. The record is from RefSeq and is a predicted model, not a curated record. The coding region runs from base 1 to 2490 and encodes 829 amino acids. Lineage: Eukaryota; Fungi; Basidiomycota; Agaricomycetes; Polyporales; Laetiporaceae. The transcript is spliced from 7 exons.